AUGUCGUUGUUGAUUCCAAACAGUAACGAUUACCACGAUGCACAUGGUGAUCUUGACCAAGAUCGCCUUUAUCAUAGUGUAAUUGCCGAGCGAUACUCCUCAAACCCCGAUCAACGUUAUUGGAGAUUCUCUGCGCAACAGAGCUUUUUUAAACAAUCCAAUCCUGACACCAACGACUUGGAGUUUAGAUACACAGAGCAAGACUUUGGUAUAGAGAAACCAUGGGGGUCCAUAGUAGAUGCAUUAAACGAAUUGAAUGCUUCUGCUCCAUCCAAUGUUCAGUACAAGUUGAUAUUCUUUGCCAGACAUGGUCAAGGAUGGGCCAAUGUUGCCGGUCGCAAAUACUCAAAGGAGGAGUGGUACAGUAAAUGGAGGUUUUUAGGCACAGAUGGUGAAAUUACGUGGGGGCCUGAUGCGGAUUUAACCGAGUUGGGAGUCAAGCAAGCACAUGAAAAUCACAAUGCGUGGGCCUCACAGUUGCAGAAGGGCGCACCAUAUCCGAAGUCCUUCUACGUCUCGCCCCUACAACGUUCCAUCAAAACUCACAACAUUACUUGGCCCAAUACAAAACCUUUGGUGGUGGAGCAUUUACGAGAGACAGUUGGUUUGCAUUUAUGCCACAAACGGUCACCCCGAAGUCAACUUCAAUCCAAGUUCCCUAACCUUGUGUUUUCCGAAGACUUUGAGGAGGAAGACAAACUAUUUGAACUGUAUGUCAAUCCAAGAAGAGAGCAAUUGCAUGAGCAAUUUGCAAGAAUUCACGACGUGUUGCAAGACAUAUUUGACAACGACGACAACGACAUUAUCAGCAUAACUUCACACGCGGGCACAAUCAGAGCAUUUAUCACAGUAAUCGGACAUCGUAAAUUUACAAUACCUACAGGAGGCAUGAUUCCUAUCGUGAUAAAAGGUGUAAAGGAAUAA
Molecule: messenger RNA, 924 nt
Organism: Lodderomyces theae
Lineage: Eukaryota; Fungi; Ascomycota; Pichiomycetes; Serinales; Debaryomycetaceae
Exons: 1
Coding region: 1-924 (307 amino acids)
Cellular component (GO): cytoplasm
Molecular function (GO): phosphatase activity
Source: RefSeq, a predicted model, not a curated record